AUGCUCGCCGCCGUCCUACCCCUCCUCCGCUACGCGCCGCGGGUGGGCGGCCGCCCCUCGCUGCACCGCUCCUCGCUGCACCGCGCGGUGUGCUCGUCGGCCGACGGCGGCUCCUUUGCGGAGCUCGGUGUGUCCGAGCCGCUGCUGGCGGGCCUGCAGGGGUUGGGGUUCGAGGCGCCGACCGAGAUCCAGCGGCAGGCGUGGCCGUUCGUGCGCGGCGGCGGCGACGUGGUGCUGCUCGACGAGACCGGGUCGGGCAAGACGAUCGCCUACGCGCUGCCGGUGCUGCAGGCGAUGCUCGAGGAGAGGGAGGAGCUGGUCGCAGAGGCGAGGAGGGCGCGCGGCGAGGAGGGGCGGCUGGUGCUGCCGCGCGUGCCGUCGCAGGCGCUGCUGCUCGCGCCCAACCGCGAGCUCGUCGUGCAGGUCCACGCGACGGUGCGAGCGCUGCUCGCCGGCCUGCCUCCGUCGCUGCAGCUGCGCUCGUCGGCGCUGACCGAGGACAGAGGGGCGAUCCGAGACCGGUACGAGGUGGAGCAGAUCUGCGCCGAGCUCAAGCGGGCGGCCAAGGCGUCGGCGGCCGAGGAGGGCUCGAUGGCGGGGAGGGACCUCGCACGCGCUCGCAUCGGAUUGCACCGCGUCGGCAGCGACGCGGAGCGGCAGGCGGUGAGGGACUCGGCACGCGUGGCUCUCAUUGUGAAGUGGGCGGGCCUCAAGCAGUUUGUGCUGGUGGGCGCCACCAUGCCGAACGCUGGCACGAAGAACGUCCACCUGCACGUCGAGCGGAGCUGGCCGGCGGCGGCGUGGGUGCGCACCGGCCGCGAGCACCACUCGAUCGGCCCUCGGCUGCGUCAGUUCUUCGUGCGGGUGGGCGAGGAGAGCCGCGCCGCCGCGCUCCGCGCCGCAGUGCAGCAGGGGCCGCAGGGCCGCACUCUGGUGUUCGCAAACACGCUCGCCCCGGCGGAGGCGGCCGAGGCGGAGCUGCAGGGCGUCCGCACUUGCGCCGCCUUCCACAACGGCGUGGGUCCGGAGGAGCGGCGGGAGCACCUCGCAGCCUUCCAGCAGGGGGAGCUGCCCGUCCUCGUCUGCACCGGCCUCGCCUCGCGCGGGAUCGACUUCACCGACGUUGCCCACGUGGUGCAGUACGAGAUGGCGGCCAACGCGGUCGAGUACAUCCACCGCGUGGGCCGCACCGCGCGCGCCGGCCGCUCCGGCGUCGCCACCGCCCUCUACACCGACCUCAGCGCCCCGCUCGUCGACGCGCUGCGCUCCGCGUCCGAGCGGGGCGACCCGAUCGACGCCCUCUUCUCGCGCCGGCGGCUCUUUCGGAAAAAGUUCAACAAGGCGAGGGAGUAUGAGCUCGGCCAGCGUGCAAGUCAGGCGGGCAGGCAGUCCUAGGGGCUUUGUCACGAGUUCAGAGCUGGGGUGAGAG
This is a messenger RNA of Emiliania huxleyi CCMP1516, 1429 nucleotides long. RefSeq lists its product as hypothetical. The transcript is spliced from 7 exons. NCBI's taxonomy places the organism in Eukaryota, Haptophyta, Isochrysidales, Noelaerhabdaceae. Gene Ontology annotation, molecular function: ATP binding; nucleic acid binding; RNA helicase activity. The coding region runs from base 1 to 1395 and encodes 464 amino acids. The record is from RefSeq and is a predicted model, not a curated record.